This is a messenger RNA of Acinonyx jubatus (cheetah), 14750 nucleotides long. RefSeq names its product vacuolar protein sorting 13 homolog B (gene VPS13B). The coding region runs from base 316 to 3162 and encodes 948 amino acids. The transcript has 20 exons. Lineage: Eukaryota; Metazoa; Chordata; Mammalia; Carnivora; Felidae. The record is from RefSeq and is a predicted model, not a curated record.
UCCCACGCGCAUUUCCUAGAGCUUUGUCUUGAAACGCUGGCGGGGUCUGAGCGGGGACCAGGCUAGUCCAACACGAGAGGUCUCCAAGAAGACGCGCCGAGUGGCUGCUACAGCCUGGGAGCUCCGGCCCCGCUGCGGAGUCAAGUGGUGGCGGUGGCGGGACAGUUUGUUUUGAGCACCGAAGGGGCAACACCCGGAAGUGGCUCCGUACCGGAGCUGCGCCGCCGCCGGGGGCGGGUGCCGGGUACCGGGAGGUGGAGGGGACGCCACAGUACCCCUUCAGCUUCUGACUUUGACUCCUCUGCACCUUAAAAGAUGCUGGAGUCCUAUGUGACUCCAAUUUUAAUGAGCUAUGUGAAUCGCUACAUCAAGAAUUUAAAGCCGUCAGAUCUACAGCUUUCACUAUGGGGUGGAGACGUGGUUCUCAGCAAGCUCGAGUUAAAGUUGGAUGUGCUGGAACAGGAAUUGAAAUUACCAUUCACUUUUUUAAGUGGACAUAUUCAUGAGUUGAGGAUCCAUGUACCAUGGACAAAGCUUGGUUCAGAACCAGUGGUAAUUACCAUCAAUACAAUGGAAUGCAUUUUGAAACUUAAAGAUGGAAUACAGGAUGACCAUGAAAGCUGUGGUUCUAAUUCUACCAACCGUAGUACUACUGAGAACACAAAAUCAUCACUAAAACCCCGAAGAAUUCAGCAGGCUGCUCCCACAGAUCCUGAUUUACCACCAGGUUAUGUGCAGAGUCUGAUUAGACGAGUUGUAAAUAAUGUAAAUAUUGUUAUAAAUAAUCUCAUACUAAAAUAUGUUGAAGAUGAUAUUGUUCUUUCAGUCAAUAUCACUUCUGCAGAAUGCUAUACAGUAGGUGAAUUAUGGGAUCGUGCAUUCAUGGAUAUUUCUGCAACUGAUCUGGUGCUGAGAAAGGUUAUCAAUUUUUCUGACUGUACGGUUUGUCUGGAUAAACGAAAUGCUAGUGGUAAAAUUGAAUUUUACCAGGAUCCCUUAUUGUACAAAUGUUCCUUCAGAACUCGUCUGCAUUUCACAUAUGAUAACCUAAAUUCCAAGAUGCCAUCUGUUAUUAAAAUUCAUACUUUAGUAGAGAGUUUGAAACUUUCCAUCACAGAUCAACAACUGCCUAUGUUUAUCCGUAUAAUGCAACUUGGAAUUGCUCUUUACUACGGGGAAAUAGGCAAUUUUAAAGAUGGAGAAACAGAAGAUCCUACCUGUCACAGUAAAGAUAUGUUAGGAAACAUUACAGGUGUUGAAGAUGAAACAAGAAUAGAUAUGCAGUAUCCUGCUCAGUACAAAGGCCAAGAGCUGUAUUCACAGCAAGAGGAUGAGCAGCCACAGGGAUGGGUAUCUUGGGCCUGGUCAUUUGUGCCUGCAAUUGUGAGUUAUGAUGAUAAUGAGGAAGACUUCCUUGGGAAUGAUCCUACAUCAGCCAUGCAUCAGCAAAAAGCACAGACUUUGAAGGAUCCUAUUGUGUCUAUAGGAUUUUAUUGCACAAAGGCAACUGUAACUUUCAAACUCACUGAAAUGCAAGCUGAGAGUAGUUAUUAUAGCCCUCAGAAAGUUAAAUCUAAAGAAGUAUUGUGUUGGGAACAAGAAGGAACUACAGUUGAGGCCCUUAUGAUGGGAGAGCCUUUUUUUGAUUGCCAGAUUGGUUUUGUUGGUUGCAGAGCCAUGUGCCUUAAAGGAAUUAUGGGUGUUAAAGAUUUUGAAGAGAAUAUGAAUAGAAGUGAAACUGAAGCCUGUUUCUUCAUUUGUGGUGAAAAUUUGAGUAUGAAAGGUUUGACAUACCUCACAAACUCAUUGUUUGAUUACCGAAGUCCAGAAAAUAAUGGUACUCGUGCAGAAUUCAUCUUGGAUGCAGCCCAUCAUAAGGAGACAUACACUGAGAUAGCUGGAAUGCAAAGGUUUGGGGCUUUUUACAUGGAUUACCUGUAUACAAUGGAGAACAUCAGUGGCAAAGGUUCUGCAAAUCAACAAGACUUUUCUUCAGGGAAAAGUGAAGAUAUGGGAGUAGUUCAGGAGAAGUCUACCAAAAGCCUUGUUAUAGGUCCUUUAGACUUUCGUUUGGAUAGCAGUGCAGUGCAUCGAAUUUUGAAAAUGAUUGUUUGUGCAUUGGAACAUGAAUAUGAACCGUACAGUGGACUAAAACCAGAUAUUAAGGAUGAAAAUGAAACCACACUGAAUCCUGAAGAAGUGGCAUCUUUGGAGGAAUAUAUUCCUACCCGACAUACAAGUAUUACUCUCCUCAAAUGUACCUGUACUAUUUUCAUGGCUGAAUUCAACUUGUUGGAUCAUUUGUUGCCUGUCAUUAUGGGAGAAAAGAACUCAAGUAACGUCAUGAAUACUACAAACUUCCAGUCUCUUCGGCCUUUGCCAUCCAUUCAGAUACUGGUGGAUAAAAUUAAUCUGGAACAUUCUGUGCCAAUGUAUGCUGAACAGUUGGUGCAUGUGGUCAGCAAUCUUACUCAGCCAUCUGAUAAUUUGCUUCAUUAUUGCUAUGCACACUGCUACCUUAAGAUAUUUGGUUUCCAGGCAGGACUGACAUCUUUGGAUUGUAGGGGAUCUUACUGCUUACCUGUACCGAUUAUUCCCUCUUUCAGCACUGCUCUUUAUGUUAAACUUCUGAAACUACCCACAUGCUGGACCAAAAGAUCUCAGAUUGCUAUAACUGAAGGUAUAUUUGAACUUCCAAAUCUCACAAUUCAAGCUACAAGAGCACAGACACUUCUGCUGCAAGCAAUAUAUCAAAGUUGGUCUCAUAUUGGAAAUGUCAACUCUUUAUCAGUGAAUGAAGCUUUGAUGAAUGAAGUUUUCCAAACUAUAGGUGUGAAAUCUAAGAAUCCCCUGCCAACUCUUGAGGGCUCAAUCCAGAAUGUUGAAUUGAAGUACUGCAGCACAUCAUUGGUCAAAUGUGCCUCUGGGACCAUGGGAUCAAUAAAAAUUUGUGCCAAAGCCCCAGGUGACAGUGGAAAAGAGAAGUUGAUUCCAUUGCUUCAGGGUCCUUCUGACACUAAAGACCUUCAUAGUAGCAAAUGGCUCAAUGAGAGUAGAAAGCCAGAAUCUCUCUUAGCUCCAGAUUUGAUAGCCUUCACAGUCCAAGUUCCACAGUGUAUGGACUACUGCCAUAAUUCUGGCCCUGUUAUUGGAACUAAAUGAAGAGAUGCAGGUGUUCUCCAGUCCAAGCCCUUUGGGAGUUUUGAUGGUAGAUGCUUGAAAAGAAAAUGCAUGUGUUUCCAGAGUCAAACAGCAGCUGUGAGACAAGGAUUUAUGUUUUUCUCAGAACUUUGGGAUUUCAAAAUGUUACAUUUAAUCACAAGCACAGAAAGGGGAGCAAAUGUUAAAGAUGUUACGCAUAAAAGUAAGUUUACUGAUCUCUUUACCAUACGAACUAGUUGUGGGAAUAUAGGAGCAAAGUGAUUUUUAAUCGUACUAUAAACAAUUUGUAAAGGAUUAUGAUAGUUACCAGGACACAGCCUUUUGAGAAUGUUGCAUUUGUGUCGUAGAGAAUUUUUUUAUCCUACUAAUUACUGAAGUUUUUUUUUCCCAUUUAGACGUACAUGUACACACACACAAUGAAAGAUUUGCUAAAGUAUUUGCCAAAUGCGUUUUGACCAUAAUUAUUUUUCGAAAAGUUUAAGUGAUAUCUUGUAAUAGCACAACACAAUGUUUUCAGGUAGAAGAAAUGUAAAUUUCUGUCUCAGCUAGUAAUCAAGGGAAUUUCCAAAUAUAUUUAAAACAUAUAUAUAUAUAUAUAUUAGAGCUGAUACAUAUUUCAUGGUAUUACUGUGUCUAGAAAGUACCCUGUUUUAAUCAUGUUUUCCUUCAAAACUUAAGGUUUUUUUCUCUUGGGUCUUCUUUCCCACCUUGUUGUCUACAUCCAACUGAUGACUAUUCAUUUAAAAAUUUUCUUUGCUGUAAGCCUGUGUGUGUGCAGUUCUGAAGCUGGGAGUGAAUCCUUUAUUGUGCCUCAGAAUCUAACCUUCUCCCUGAUUGAAAUAUUUCCUGGAUGCCAUGAUGCUAGGAGACAGGAACAGCCUCAAUAGCAGCAGGAAAUUACUUUGUUUCUUUGAAAGGUCCCAGAUUCUGGAGGCAAGCCAAUGGGAGAUACCUCUUAAGACUGUUAGUGACCAGUUGUUUCCUUCAUUUACAGCACAAGGUCAAAAUUUUGCAUUUUUUACUGCCUCUAUAGUAAAAAAAAGUGGCAAAGUAAAGAAGUAGUAGCUUCAUAGUAAAUUGCUAUACAAGAGGUGUUUCAGAUUGAAUGGACUUCAAGCAAAUAUCACCAUUAAAUGUGUAAUGUUUUGGGGGUGCCUGGGUGGUUCAGUUCGUUAAGCAUCUGACUUAGCUCAGGUCAUGACUCGCAGCUUGUGAGUUCGAGCCUCACGUCAUGCUCUGUGCUGACAGCUCAGAUCCUGGAGCCUGCUUCAGAUUCUGUGUCUCCCUCUCUCUCUGCCCCUCCUCUAUGUGCGCGCUCGCUCUCUCUUUCUCAAAAUUAAAUAAACAUUAAAAAAGUUAAAAUGUGUAACGUUUUGUUUAUAUAUAUGUUUUAAAGUUCAUUUAUUUUGAGAGAGUGAACGAGUGCGAGCAGGGGAAGGGCAGAGAGAGAGAGGGAGAGAAUCCCAAGUAGGCUUCCAGUUCAGCCCUGAGCCUGCACUCAAUCCCACAAACUAUGAGAUCAUGACCUGAGCUGAAAUCAAGAGUCAGAUGCUCAGCCUACUGAGCCACCCAGGCACCGCCCCUGUUUUGUAUAUUUUUAUAUGAAUCAAAAAGAUAACAUUAUCAUUUUAGUUUAUAUUUUAGAAUAUGAUAUGUUUUCAAAGUGAAUUUUUGUUUUUGCAUUUCCUAUCCAGAUUUAAAGUUGGCUGUAUGGUUGUUGCCAUGUUGGCCAAAAAAGAAUAGAAGCCUUAGUAAACCAGUAGGAAUUGACUUAUGAAACACUUAGAAGUGAAAUUCACACCAGUGUUUACUACCUGACUCUUCCCUGUUUGUCUCACCCCUUCUAGAACAAGAUUGAUUCUACAGAUGGCUUUUGCAUUUCUUCUAGUCAAUACAGUAUACACAGGAAUCAUCCUUAUGCCAUUGCUUUGUUUUGUGAAUAAAUGAUGAAAGUCAGCUAUCCAUUAAUGUACGAGAGUUUAAGCACUUUUUUGGGAGACUUUUUUUUUUUCACCUUCCUCUGACAUUAGCCUUUAUUCUUCGCCUUUACUUUCUCUCUUCCCAAUCAAGAACUCCCUUCUAAGUAGCACUUGGACCAUACAUAUCACAUGACAAACAGACCUAACUAUUUAUAGGAUUCCUUCCUCAUGAGAAACUUGGCACUCCUAAGGGCAGUGAUCAUGACAAGUACAUGAUACGUAUUUGGUACAUACAGGAUAGUUCAAAGGCAAUGAUUUUUUGCCAUUUGGGGAUAGCCUUAUUAUCUACAGGCCCACAUCAUUUUAUUGCUAAAUUGGUCUGUGGAUGGUGGUGGCGGGGGUUGGGGUGGAUAUAGUCCAGCUUCAGCCUGUUAAAGAAUAAUGGGGAAAAGAAAGUACAGUCAUGACCCUUGUAUAGAUAUGAAAUAGACAAAUGUUAAAGAUUACUAGCAUCAUUAUCAAUGAAAGAACCAGGUACAUGUUACAACCAGAUCAAGGAGAAUUAAAAAAAAAAACCCAGACAUUUAUAGAUCAGUAAUGCUGCAAUAAAUUUGGAAAUGGACACAAAACCAGCUUCUUCCAUAGUGGGGAAGGGCGGUCUAUUGAACUUCUACCUGACAGAAUUUAUUUACAUCUAUAGUCAAUAAUUAUUUUGCGUUGUUACCAGUUAUGUACAAGGUACAGAUUUGUAAGAAAGCUCAAAGGCACUGAAAUCUGCAGAGUCUCCAUAGAAUCAGACUCAGAUAACCUGGAGGAGUGUACUCAAAACAAUGCAAAGCUUUUCAUUGAAGCACAAGUUUUUUCCUACAAGCCUUACUAAAUUCCAGAUGGCUAGGCUAUUUUUAGCUGUGGGUGGUUUAAAUAUAGAGGCAGGUCAAAAGUAAUUUUGUGAGGCAGAGAUUCAAUACAUGGAGGGAAAAUUAAAGGGAAAUAAUGCCACCGGCAGAGGGCAGUGAUGAAGUAACAGUUUCCUCAUGUUCAAAAGUAGUGAUUGUUGAAUAAUUGUGGGCUAAUUCUGUAGACUAUACUUGAGUUAACUUUUGAAAUCUUGUCGUAUAAAGGUCUCUUCAGCCAGGUGCUUUGUCAAUACCUACAACUUUCUAGAAAAAAAGGCGUUUCGUUUUUAAGUAAAUAAAAUGUUCUAAACUGAUUUUUAAGUAAAUAAUGUGUUCUAAUUUAUUAAAAAGCUUCUCCGUGGAAAGUAUUCAUACAGAAAAUAUUUGAAUAUGUACUCUGUGUCAGGUACUGCUUUAGGUAUAGGGGUGUGUGUGUGUGUGUGUGUGUGUGUGUGUGUGUGUGUAUAAGAAGGAGGAGUUCCCUAACUUCACAGAGGUAACAUUCUCGAUUUUAACAUUUUAAUUUUAUUUGCUAAUUUGUUAUAUUGCAUUUUGCUUAUGAGAAUUAAGUGUUCUAUGUAGUGUUAUCGAAGCUAGAAGGGGCCUCUUCAAAUGUAAAAAUUAUGUCUUUUGUGAUUUUUUUUCCACUGACCAGAUAGAAUUCUGAAAUAAUGUGAAAGUAUUUGUAAGAGUAUACUACACAAAGUUGUGCAGAGCUCAAUUACAGAUAAAUUACAAAAACAAAAAUAGAAAUUCACCACAGCAAAAUGUCCAAAGGAGACAAGAGUAAGACACAAAUGAUAAACACAUGAAAACCUUGAAACUAAUAACUAAAGAAAUAGAUAUUUAAAAAGGAACACUAUUUAACCUGUGAAAUUGGUAUUUGAUAAAUUGUAAAACUGAAAACUGAAAAAUUGAUGAGAUGAAUACUUUCAUAAAGGUCUGGAAGGACUGUGAAUUGGUACAGAUUCUCUGGAAAUCAAUUUAAAAAAAUUUAUUAAGGAACUUAAGAGUGGUCAUUUCUCAUAAUCCAUUUCCAGACUAUAAGGGACUAAUCCAAGAUCCGUUUAAAGAAUUGUAUUUAAAACUUAAGGGUAUUCAUGUCAGCUUAUUUAUAAUAAUCAUAGGUCAUCUUUGUGGUCCAGUAGUAGGCAAAUUAUAAAAUAGAGUGUAUCCAUAGAAGAACAUUUUUUAAAUCAGCCAAUAGAAAAUACAUAGAAAGUAUUCAUAAUUAAAAGCUUAUAAAAAUAUAAACCUACAUAUGAUAAAUUUAGUUUUAAAUACUCCCCCCGAUACACAUACAUACACACACACUCAUGUAUUAUGUUCAUAGAAAAAUUGCUAAAUUUUGUGACUGUCAAUGCUUGCUGCUUGAUGUGAUUCUGAAUCCUUUCUCAUUCAUAUUUGUAUUCUUCUAUGAUAGUUGAUGUAUUUUUGCAAACAUAAAUAUUUUAAAAUACUUAUUUUCCAAAGCACUUAUUUACAACUGAGUUGUUCAUUAUUAUUGUUUUGCUUAAAGUAUGCAUUCUUGCACAUUAAUUUUUAUAUAUAAACUUUAAUAUUUAAAUAAAGUUUAAAUUUGAAAGCACCUAUGUGCCCUGAAAUCCACAGCAUAUACAGUUCAUUUUUUUCUUUUUUAACCAUUUUUGAGAGUGAGAGAGACAGAACAUGAGCGGGGGAGGGCCAGAGAGAGAGGGAGACACAGAAUCCGAAGCAGGCUCCAGGCUCCCAGCUGUCAGCACAGGGCCCAACGCAGGGCUCGAACUCACGGACUGCGAGAUCAUGACCUGAGCUGAAGUCGGACGCUCAACUGGCUGAGCCACCCAGGCGCCCCUACGGUUUAGUUUUAGGUUUUGUGGGGGCUCCUGGGUGGCUCAGUCGCUUAAACAUCCGACUUCAGCUCAGGUCAUGAUCUCACCCUUGGUAAGUUCGAGUCCUAUGUCAGGCUCUGUGCUGACAGCUCAGAGCCUGGAGCCUGCUUUGAAUUCUGUGUCUCCCUCUCUCUCUGCCCUUUCCCCCGCUCAUUCAUUUUCUCUCUCUCUCUCUCUCUCUCUCUCUCUCUCUCUCCCUUCCUCCCUCUCUCUCUCUCUCUCUCAUAAAUAAAUACAUAAAUUUAAAAAAAGCCUUGAGGGUUUUAGUGUAUAUCUGAAUAAAAUACCAGAUUUCAAGACAGUAUAAUUUGCAUUUCACCUUAAAUAGUUUUAGUCUAGUGACUAAAAUGUUUAAAAUCACUUAAUUUUUCCUAUAAUUUGUUUUCUAUUUAUAAUUAAAAUAUAUUUUUUCUUUAAAUAUAGUUGAAAUUUUAUCAUUACUCAACUCUCUGGGAUAGUACAAUACCAAACCUUCAGUGAGUUUUGAUUUAAGUAUUUACUUGAAAGUUACCUCUUUAAAAUAUUUGAAUGCAUUUUUAUGUAAGAACAAAGAAUUGUCAUGGUUAAAAUCCAAAGCCAACUAAGAUUUUUUUUUUUUAAUGUUUCCUUAUUUAUUUUGAGAGACAUAGAGUACAAACAGUGGCAGGGCAGAGAGUCAGGGAGAGAGAGAAUCCUAAGCAGAGCCUGACAAGGGGCUCUAGCUCACAGACUGUGAGAUCAUGACCUGAGCAGAAAUCAAGAGAUGGACACUUAACUGACUGAACCACCCAGGCACCCCGAAUUUUUUGGUUGUUGUUGUUAAACUCAACAAUGAAGUUGAGAUAUUCUAAACUUUUAAUGAAAACUAGUAGUCAAUACUUUAGAUAGUACUUUAUUGAAAAAAUAAAUCAGUAAACUUAAUACUUAAAAUUAUUCUAUUUAAGGUAAAAGUUGACUUAGGAGAAUGGAAUUGUAAAAAGAUAUUUUUAUUAAAAAUUUUUUUGAAAGUUUAUUUAUUUUGAGAGAGAGCAAGGAGGGGAGGGGCAGAGAAAGAGGGUGAGAGAGAAAAUCCUAAGCAGGCUCUGCACUGUCAGCACGGAACUGCAUGUAGGCCUUGAACUUACAAACCCUGAAUCAUUAGCUGAGCCAAAAUCAAGACUUGGACAUUUAACCGACUGAGCCACCCAAGCACCCAGUAAAAAGGUGCUUUUAGAGACAUUUAAAGAUAUUUACUGACAUUUCUGUGACAUCAGAAGUUGAUAGCAGUAUUGUUUUUUAUUGUUUUUACCCUCAUUUCCAAGUAUAGCUGACCCUUGAAUAAUACAGGGGUUAGGGACACUGAUUCCCCACAUAGCUGAAAAUCCAUGUAUAACUUUUGACUCCCCCAAAACUUAACUACUGAUAAUAGCCUGCUUUUCACUGGAAACCUUACUGAUAACAGAGAGUUGGUUAACAUACACUUUGUGUGUUACAUAUAUUUUUAUAAUAAAGUAGGCUAGAGAAAAGAAAAUGUUACUAAGAUCAAAAGGAGAAGAAAAUUCUUUUAUGGGUUGUAUUUGUCAAAAAAAAUACAUGUAAAUAGAUUUGCAUAGUACAAACCUGUUGUUCAGGGAUUAACUGUAGUUUUCUUGUUCUUUUUUUUCCCACUUAACAUGUUACUUAUGAUUAUUAUUUAUGAUUAGGAUUAAUUCUGGACUCCAGUAGAGAGUAGAACAUUUUCUUGGAGAGUCUGGAUAGGAAGUGACAGGAAAAAGAAAAGUCAGGAAUUUCAGUAUGCUCCUGAUGAGGUUUUGGGGUGAUGGUGGGGUUUGUGGAGUUGGGAGCUGACGGCUAAGAAAGAAUUCUUGAAGAUGUCUUUGAUGCAAAAAGGUGAUUUUAUUAAAGUACAGGUAUGGGAUCUGUGGGCAGGAACAGCUGCUCUGGGGUUGUGAAGGGUAACUGGUUAGAUACCAUGGACUUGGGGGAGAUAAAGUCAAAAGGAAAGUUUCCAAACUUCUUGCUGAAGACUCAAAGAUUACUGAAGGCCUAGCUCUUGUCAAGCUAAGUUGUUGUUUUUCCCUCUGUCAAAACGUUAACAUUAAGUUAUAGGGGGUUCCUAGAGAAAUGUUUAACCCUGCCUUUGCCUCAAGUACUGGUCAGAGGGCUGCAGGCCAUAAGGAAAUUUUUAUUUAUUUAUUUAUUUAUUUAUUUAUUUAUUUAUUUAUUUAUUUAUGAAAUUUAUUGUCAAAUUGGUUUCCAUACAAUUUUACCUGCCAUUUCCUUCUUGCCUUUGUUCCCAACAUCACAUGGAGGGGAGGGUGAUACUGGGGUUCCAGAAAACUGAGUCUGUCUAUUGGUUUCUGGAGAUUAGGCUAUUGAGAAGAUUGCCUUUUUCUUAUAAUUUACAAGAUAUUUGUAAACUGAUGGAGACUUUAUCAGUUUAACCAUUUGUUUUCUGUCCUUUCUUGUGUCCUUGAGCAGCCAGGAAUGCCUGAGGAAUAUCACACCUAUCCCACCUGGGGGGGAGUGGGGUAUACUCCCUUGUGCUUUGCCUUCAGCUUGCCUUUUGCUCCCUCAUCACUCCAAUAUGUGAGCAUGAAAUUUUAUGAGAUAAUAAGUUAUAAUUGAUGAAAGGCAGGCACAGCUUGGUGAAUAAUACUCUUUGGGGGGGGAGGAAAGGUAGUGAUGGGCCUAAAACUGACAGGGUGAUAGGCAGCCACUGAAUGGAGAAGGAAGGAAAAAUAGACAACGUUAAACUAGAGUUUACUGGGUAGGAGGUUUUUUUUCUUAAUUCAGUUUGAUAUUAUUAAAUCAUUAAUUGCCAGUUAACUUUAAAAUAAGAUUUUAAUUACUAAUCCUGUGUAAAUGCAUAUAUUUUAAGGGAGAGGAACUUUGAAGAUCAUUUCUAGUCCAUAGAAAAUAAAGCAAACAUUUUUCAGGUGGUCAGAUAUCCCCAGGGUCAAAUAGGUAGUGAGUGGAAGAGAUCAGACAGACUGUCUUCUUGUCCUAUGUUCUUUUUAUUAUGUAUAUUCAUUUAAAUGGCCCUUUUCAGGUAACUAAGUAGUUAUCUUCACUCAUUCUGCAUGUAUUUACUUUGUACUGGAACCUUAGGAUAUGAGGAUGAAAAAGACUAAUGAACUUAUAGUUCAUUGAGGGAGAUUUAUAGAUAAAGCAUAUAAUUAAAAGAUAGUUUAAACAUUGUUAUAAAACAAAGUAGUGUGAAUUCACAUUGAAGGAAGUCUUUACUUAGACUUGGGAAAAAUUUCCUGGAAUCAGUCAUGUCCAAGAUGAGACGUUAAUUAUGAGCUAGAGGAGAAAUAAUGCUUUAGGUUUCAGGAAAAUGCAACUAAGUUCCCUGGAAUGGCAGCUUAGAAUGGAACAGGAGCAUGAUAAGAGUUAAUGCCCGAUUAGGUUAUGAAAGGCCUUGAAAACCAUUUUAAAGGUUUUGGACUGAAGGCUAAAGGGAGCAAUUGCAACUUUUUAAAGUCAUAUUUAUGCUUUAGAAAUCAACUUAGGGAGCAGGCUGGGUGAGGGUAAAAGCCAGGAGGCAGGGAGAUCAAGUAGGAGAAUGUUGGAAUGAAGAAAAGGAUAAUGUCAAUGAAGAGAGUUACAUUUUUGAGAUUUUAAUGUGUUGGAAUCAGUAGGAGUUGAUAGUUAAUUGAAGAUGAAGGCUAAGGGAAAGGGCACACAGUAGGCAACCCCCCAGUGUUCUACUUUAGAGAGCUGGGUACUCAGUAGGGCACCUUUCACUGAGAUGAGGAAUGAAGGAACAAAAAGCAGGUUUUAUUUAGGGUGAUAGAGGCAAUUGGUAUAAUAUUAAUAUUGUGCUAGUUCUUCCUAUGUGCUAGGUAUUCCAAGCAUUUUAAGUAGAGCCCUAAGCAGUUUGACUCUAAAAAUCAUACUCUUAACCAUUAUAUGAAAGAGCAAAGACUAUGGAGAAAAUCGGACCGACCCUAAAUCAUUGAUUAUUCAGUUUAUGGCUACUAGCUGCAUGCACGACAGUGUUAGAGACUGAUAAAAAAGGUAUUCACUGGGGCACCUGGGUUCCUCAGUUGGUUAAGUAUCUGACUUUGGCUCAGGUCAUGAUCUCUUAGUUUGUGGAUUUGAGCCCCUUGUUGGGCUCUGUGCUGAGAGCUCAGGUCAUGGAGACGGCUUUGGAUUCUGUGUCUCCCUCUCUGCUCCUCCCCCACUUGUGUGCACACUCUCUCUCUUUCAGAAAUAAACAUUAAAAAAAAAGGUAUUCAGUAGAGCUCUAUUAAGUUGUAUACACAUACAGCUAAUUCUAAAAACAAGCUCAACUAAUGCUGCAACUGAUUGGGUGAAAAGUACUAUCUGAAAAUAGAGGAGAGGCAUUAAUUUGAAUCAAGAAUGAAGGAUUUAAUCAUAUUAGCAAAGGGUUCUCAAAGAGGGAUUGAUAUUUAUGUCUGGAAUAAUAGAAGACUGCAUAUGAGUUGAAAAUUGUUUAAGCAUUACAAGUAUUUUAAUUGUCCUAUCUUUUGUUUUAAAUGUUUGGUAAUUAUUAGUUUAAGUCCCUCUUUUUUUAAAAAUUAAAAAACAAUUAUAAUGUUUAUUUAUUUUUGAGAGAAAGAGUGUGUGUGAAUAGAGGAGGGACAGAGAGAGAGUGGGGCACAGAAUCCGAAGCAGGCUCCAGGCUCUUAGCUGUCAGCACAAAGCCCGACGUGGGGCUUGAACUCACAACCUGGGAGAUCAUGACCUGAGCCGAAGUCAGACGCUUAACUGAGUGAGCCGCCCAGGCGCCCCAGUCCCUAUUUUUAUAGAAGUGUAGAAUGUGUAAUUACUGUUAGAAAGUGUUUAGUACAUAUUUAUGGUAAAGCAAUUUUCUUUCUAAAGUAUUUUAGUAUAUUCAGGUAACUAUAAUCAAAACAUUGUAUUUAAAAUGUUUCUAUUUUAUAAUGUGAUUGUAAAAUAAAAAAUAUUUGGUGUACUUGUUAGUACUGCUUUUGUUUUCUGAGACAAAGCUUUAAAAUUAAAAUAAGUAUUGGGACCAUUAGAUUGUAUUUAGUUUUUAUGUGGUUUAGCUUGGAGUUAAUUAUUAAGUACAACUUGAUUUUUAGCCUUAGAAAAACAAAUGCAGACGUUAAUAAACCUUUUUUUUUUUUAUUAUUGGAUUCAUUGUUAACAAAGCAUAGCAUAAGUAAGUCUCAGCCUGUGAAAGGGAUGACUUAACACAACUGUUGAUGCAUUUGGAGUGAAACAUCUUUAUCAAGUUAAUACAAGAAGCAGUCAUGCCCUACUUGAAUUACUCAUUUAUUAUAGCCGAACAGCAGCCUGCAUGUGGACUUUGAAAUCCUGGGAAAAUAAGAUGCCUGCAUACAUCCAAAUGUUGAAAGCCUUUACUCCUUAGCAGCUGGAAAAUGUUGAGCUCUGUUGUCAUCCAUUAGGUUUUUGGCCUUCAGGGAGAUGUGAUCAAUUUAAUUACUGACCAACUUUAUCCAUUACUUUUAAUGACUAUAGCCUCUGAAGUAAGCCUCUGAAGUUUGUAGCUUAAAAGAUCGUAUUUAGAUACUGUGCAUUUAAAAUUUCUAAAAAUUAAACACGUAGACCUAGAUGAUUAUACUUUGCUUAUAUGUUUGUCACAUAUACUCAGAUUCCUAAAAAUACAAACUCAUUUAUAUAUAUUAAUAGUGAUUAGUUUAUUUACUUUAAGUGAAGUCUAAAAGGUGUUUGUGUUUAAGAGUAACAAAAUACGCUCCACAUAUUUGCUGUUCUGGGGUAAAUUUUAUGUAUUAUAUCCUUUGUGUGUAGAAUUUUUACAUUUUUUCCUAAAAUACAGUCUGUGUAUUUGAAUCACAAUUAAUUAUAAACAAAACUGUUAAUAAUUAUUGUGUUUCUUGAUCAUCUCCUUUCCGUUACCAUUUUGAUGUUAAGUCCAAAGAGAAUUAGGAAAUAUCAUGGAGUGAUAGAGCAUCGCUAAGAAAAGAUGAAUGUUAUAUGAAAAAAUGUAUCUGUAACUCUCAGGCUGUUACUCAUAAAUUCCAGGUCUAGCUUGGGAACCCAAUCUUUGUGUAAAUUACUUGAUCUCAUGUUCAGUGUUUCUUAAUUUAUUAAAUGAUUUGAUACCAGGCACUGAAUACCUUUGUGUUGACUAUCCAUUAUAUAAAGACUCCACUUUAAAGAGGUCACUACUUAUGUUACAAACCAAGGGAAUUUGCUUAUUGUUAUUAUUUAUUACAGUGUUGUUUAAACUGAUGAAAGUAAAAUUAUUAUUCUAACAAAGUUGGUGUGUUAUGAUAGUAUCCAACACAUGGAAGUACAACUGAGGAAAGCACCAUGUGGCUGAGUUGAUGGCUCUAAGGCAAUAUUGAAGAUACUAUGUUUGACUAGUUUGUAUUUUUAAGUCGAAUGUUAAAAUAUUUGUCAUGAUGAAAAAGUGUAAGAUAUUGGGCCACCUAGGUGACUCAGCUGGCUGAGCAUCCAAUUCUUGAUUUCAGCUUCAGUCACGAUCCCAGAGCUGUGGAAUCGAGACCCGCACUGUGCUCCGUGUUGAGCACGGAGCCUGCUUGGGGUUCUUGUUCUCUCUGCCCUUCUCCUCCACUCAUGCUUGCUCUCUUGCUCUCUAAAAAAAAAAAAAAAAGUAUAAGAUAUCAUUCUCAUUGACAAACAAUUGAUGUUCCUAAACUUAGAGCCAUUAUGCUGGUGCCAUACUGAGAAGAACAUGGAGCAAUAAUAACUAAGCAGUAGAAAAGAGUUAUGGAGAUAUAUCCGAAAAUAAUACAUUGUUAAUACAUAUGAUAAUUAUUUACUUAUAUAAUAACUUUACAGACUAACAAAAUGCUUCUGAGCAAUAUAACUGGAAAAGAGGUAAUAAGUAUGUUUUGAAAUGUGUUAUUAAAAAAAUUUAAGUAUUAGUUUAUGAUCAGAAGAGAUCUGUUCUGAAUUUGAAGGAAUGAAUCUGAAUGGUCAUAAAUCAUGUCAAAAUCAAA